Hydra vulgaris (swiftwater hydra) is the source of this 1637-nucleotide messenger RNA. Its product is annotated as probable tubulin polyglutamylase TTLL9. Lineage: Eukaryota; Metazoa; Cnidaria; Hydrozoa; Anthoathecata; Hydridae. Gene Ontology annotation, biological process: microtubule cytoskeleton organization; protein polyglutamylation. The record is from RefSeq and is a predicted model, not a curated record. Gene Ontology annotation, molecular function: tubulin binding; tubulin-glutamic acid ligase activity. Gene Ontology annotation, cellular component: cilium.
UUUAUGUUUAUUUUAGGGUGAAUUAUAUAUACAUUUUAGGGUGACUAACUUUUAAUUAAGUAUCUCCUUGCUUUGCAUUAUGCCAGCACAGAAGUCAUCUCAAAAGAUAAAUAAAUUUGCUGAUGGCCAACCUAUACGAUUUCGCUGUGCUAUGCAAAAUACAAUUUAUGAUGUUCUCAAAAGUAGAAAAGGCUGGGUAGAAGCUUCUAGUGAUGGAGACUGGGAUUUUAUUUGGAGUGACAAGUGUGGCAUUCAUGAAAUAUAUGACAAUCAAUAUUUAGAUGAACAUGUAAAACUAAAUCAUUUUCGAAACCACUAUGAGUUGACAAGAAAAAAUUUAAUGGCAAAAAAUUUGAAACGACUAAAAAAACAUAUAGAGCGAGAGCAUGGGAAAAUGGAAGCUAAUAGUUGUGAUUUUUUCCCUGCUACCUUUGAACUUCCUGGUGAAUAUCAUAUGUUUGUUGAGGAGUUUAAGCGAAACCCAGGAAAGUUAUGGAUAAUGAAACCAAUAGCCAAAUCUCAAGGAAAGGGAAUAUUCUUGUUUAAAAAACUAAAAGAUAUAACUGAUUGGAGAAAGGAGGACUACUAUAGUGUUGAUGAAAAGAAAGAAGAAAAAGAACAACCAGAAGCAUAUAUUGUGCAAAGAUACAUCGAUAAUCCAUAUUUAAUUAAUGGGAGAAAAUUUGAUCUGAGAGUUUAUGUUUUAGUCACCUCUUAUACACCAAUGAAGGCAUGGCUAUACAGAGAAGGGUUCGCACGCUUGACUAAUUCCCGAUAUAAUUUAAACUCAAUAGAUGACCAAUUUGUUCAUUUAACAAAUGUAGCUAUACAAAAAACAGCUCCUGACUAUGAUCCUGAGGGUUCAAAAUGGUCAAUACAUCAGCUACGUUUGUACCUAACUGCCAAACAUGGUGUGCAAGUGGUCAAGGAUUUGUUUCGUUUGAUGGAUAUUAUAUUUAUAAAAAGUUUACAAAGUGUGCAGCGAGUAAUGAUUAAUGACAAGCAUUGCUUUGAGUUGUAUGGGUAUGAUAUUUUAAUUGACGCUGACCUUAAGCCUUGGCUUUGUGAAAUCAAUGCUUCGCCUUCCUUAACUGCUAGUAAUCAAACUGAUUAUAAUAUAAAAGUAGCCAUGUUGUCUGAUGUUCUCAAUGUUCUUGACAUGGAAGGAAGACUUACUGGAAAAGAGAAACGUGUUGGCGGAUUUGAUCUAAUGUGGAAUGAUGGACCUGUUUUUCCUGAUGAUUUACCUAUAAAUGAUUUUGGGUCUUCUUUGUUGCCCAUUUCAAACACAUUUCUAGGUUGCUAUAACAACAGAACCGAGCAAUUGAAAUCAUUAUGGAAAAAUGCGCAAAUCAUAAAGCAUUCUGAGCUCCAAGAUUGUCAAAAAAUAAAUGUUUGAUUUGCUUCUUUUGAGUUUUUUUAACUUUUAUAAUUAUUUAUUGAAAUAAAAAGUUCUAUCAAAAUACAAUUUUUUUUAUCUUUUAUAAUAAAGAUUUGUUUUAUGUAAAAAUAAUAUUUUGUUACAAAAGUUUCAGACGAAUGUCUCUUGCAAUAUAUGAGUUGAAUAAUAUUUAUCUUAAGUGGUUUUUUUUUGUUUAUUUAUAAAAAGUUAUUUUUAAAACUUUCUGAUGGAAAUA